Punica granatum (pomegranate) is the source of this 1773-nucleotide messenger RNA. The record is from RefSeq and is a predicted model, not a curated record. Lineage: Eukaryota; Viridiplantae; Streptophyta; Magnoliopsida; Myrtales; Lythraceae.
CAAAACAAAUGGCAAAUAAGGAAGAGUAGACACCAUUUCCUCCCUCUUCCCCUUCUUCUCUCUCUUGUGUCUUGUCAUCAAGCCUUGUUUUUCACUCAUCCAUCUCUUCUUCUCCACCCAAAGCCAACCCAAACUCUCUCUCUCCCUCUCAUUCUCUCUCUUUGUCUCUGUUCCUCUUCUGUGUGUGUGUGAUAGAGAGAGAUAGAGAGAGAGAGAGGAGGUUAGUUGUGAGCUUGAAGCUCUCCAUGUCAAUGGAGAUCAGUCCCACAAGAGCACAAGACAUGAGAGACACCACCCACCACCACCAUCACCACCACCACCUUCACCCCAAUUCUCCCUUGAACUCCCCUAAAGGCAACAACAUUAAUGGAGAAGCUGGAGGAGGAGGAGGAGUAAUACAUAACUCCGCCGCCAACACCGGCGGCGGAAUUGUUAUGGACAUCCCGGCGGGGACUCCCCUCACCCCGAAAUCGAUCUCUAGAUCUGAGCCGAACCCUUACCCGACCACCUUCGUCCAGGCCGACACCUCCAACUUCAAGCAAGUCGUCCAAAUGCUCACCGGCUCCUCCGAGACCGUCACCAAGAAGCAGCAGCAGCAGUCGAAGCAGCCUUCCCACCACCAAUCGGACUCGUCGUCCCAAUUACCGUCAUCAAAGAGCGUGAUCCCGCCGAUACGGGCCCCGCCCAAGAGGAGCCAGCAGCAGCAGGGUUUCAAGCUCUACGAGAGGAGGAACCACAGCCACCUCAAGAACAGCCUCAUCAUCAACACCCUAGUCCCCGGCCUCGGCGGCGUCCCCCCCGGCGGCGGGUUCUCCCCGAGGAACAACAAGCCGGCCGAGAUCCUGUCCCCGAGCAUGCUCGACUUCCCCAAGCUCGCCCUCAGCCCCGUCACCCCGCUAGUCGACCCGUUCAACAACAAUUCCUCAGGCUCCGGCUCCUCGCCUUCCCUCUGCAGCUCCUCCUCCUCAUCCUCCGAGGAGGAACGGGCCAUCGCCGAGAAAGGGUUCUACUUGCACCCGUCCCCGAUGAACACUCCCAGGGGGGCCGAGCCUCAGCUGUUACCGCUAUUCCCGGUCACUUCUCCCCGUGUCUCCGGCGCCUCUUCAUGAAAAAAAUGAGCGCUAGGGGUUAUUUAUUAUGGAUAUUAAUCAUCAGGUGCUCGUACUCCCAGUCCUGACUCUCGGCACAGCAGGUCACCCGUGUCGCCUAGUCUAUCUAAAUUAGUUCGUCGUAUGUACCAAUUUGGGAUCGGGAAUAACCACCGGAUUAGAUGGAUAUAGAAUGACUGAUGAUGUGUAGGGGUAUCUAAUAAUUUUCGGCGACCGGCGAGCACGGAUCAAUUGAGGGGAGAGUUAAUUCGAUCGAUGCGAGUGAUUUGCUCCAAAAUUGUACACAGAAUUUGAUGGUGUUGGUGGUCUCUCCAAUUUCUUCUGUGCCAAGAAAGGAGGAGAGAGUCUUUUUUUUUUUUUUUGCUUGAUUAUGGACGGACGGACGGACGGACGGAUGGAUGGGUGUUUCCUUAGUUUUUGGCCUUUUGGAAUCGCAAAGUCCUAACUGCCAUAAUAAGCAAAACAUUUCAGUGGGGGAAGCAAAGAAGGCCUUCUCCCGUUUAUAUUUUUUCACCUUUCAAAUUUCUCCAUUCCACCUUCUCUUUUUCCCUAAUUUUCAAUUUUACACCUUUUCUUGCUCUUUUUAGGUAAAUCUGGAACUCCCUUUAAUCUUUGUAAAUUUAAUUUUCUUUACUAAUUUAAUUUGAGACAUUUUUCUUUUUUA